AUGUCCGCCGAUCCCCUUUCCGAGUCGAAUCCCUCCUUCUCCAUGUCUUCCUACAUGGUUCCCGAGACCGACCCCUCCUAUGAGACCGAUGACGAUCUCGCAUCCCUUCCUUCGGAGUCUACAACAGAUACCGAUCUCGAGACGCUCUCCGACUAUUCGGACGCAGAAGCUGAGUGGCGGGAGAGCAUUGAACAGCUAGAGUUGCUUCUCACAAUGGUACUGGUUCCGUUCAUCGGAAAGUACGUGGGCCGACGAUGUGCAUAUUGGAGUUGGACCAGAUUCAUGCAAUGGAAGUACCCUGUCGAAGUGGUCGUGCAGAACCCGACUCUCUUCAAGGGAACCGGAGCAGUAGUGGCUGCGGCCGGUCUGUGA
Messenger RNA from Penicillium argentinense, 372 nucleotides. RefSeq lists its product as uncharacterized. The transcript has 2 exons. Lineage: Eukaryota; Fungi; Ascomycota; Eurotiomycetes; Eurotiales; Aspergillaceae. The record is from RefSeq and is a predicted model, not a curated record. Gene Ontology annotation, biological process: protein insertion into mitochondrial outer membrane; mitochondrial outer membrane translocase complex assembly. Gene Ontology annotation, cellular component: mitochondrial outer membrane. The coding region runs from base 1 to 372 and encodes 123 amino acids.